AUGAACUCUGUUUCUCUGCCUAGUGACGUUGUUAUGGAGAUCAUGUCCCGAGUUCCAGGCAAAUCCCUAGCCCGAUUUCGGUUAGUCUCAAAGCAAUUUAGGUCUCUCCUCUCUGAUCCUUGUUUCCUCCGCCUCCACCACAGCCGUUCACGUGAUUCCCUUUUUACUCUCAGGGCACUCAGGAAAGAGCUGAGCAACUUUUAUAAACUAAGAUACAAAUUCUCUGUGACCAACAAGGCCAAUUGCGUCAUCCACGAGUUCAAGGAAGAUUUUAGUACACAUAAAAGGCCAAAGGCCAAUGGCCUCCUCCCCAUCGGCAAGUUCACGGAAGAUUAUAGAACACAUAAAAGUUCAAUCAGAAUGUUAAGUUCCCACCACCAGCUCUUAUGCUUCGUUUGUGAAGGUGGGAUCCAUCUUUGUGACCCCUUGAACAAGGAGUUGAGGAAUUUACCUAACCCUACCUUUUCUCGGUGCUGUAAUUUCAAUAAACCUGGCGAGUGUCUCGUCUCCUUUGGAUUUGUUGACGCCACGAUGCAGUACAAAGUCAUCAAGUGGCCUCACGACUUAGAUGAAAACCGUACAAGAAGGUUGCCCGCCAGUGGCCUCAUCACAGUUUGGAAGAAAGUCAAUGAACUUAAGUUUGAGGUCUUGAAUAUCGAUAUUGUUGAAGAUGGCCGUCUUAAAGUCUCCCCUUGGAGAUUGCGGCGUAGACUAUGUCCCUAUCUCUUACAACUCUCUUCUCAGGUUCACGUGAAUGGAUAUAUCUACUGGACCACUAGUGAUUUUCAGAUCGUGUCUUUCUCUCUACAAGACGAACACCCUUGA
Molecule: messenger RNA, 825 nt
Organism: Arabidopsis lyrata subsp. lyrata
Lineage: Eukaryota; Viridiplantae; Streptophyta; Magnoliopsida; Brassicales; Brassicaceae
Product: F-box protein At3g49450
Exons: 1
Coding region: 1-825 (274 amino acids)
Molecular function (GO): protein binding
Source: RefSeq, a predicted model, not a curated record